AUGAGUAAUAAACAAAUAAAACAUUUGAUUGGACAACAAGUUAUAAUUAAGCGAAAGCUUAUUAGCUUUGGUAUUUUUGUGAAAUCGCUUACACACAGUAAACUAAUUAAUGAUUUACAAACACAGAUCGAACUUCAAUUGCGUUUAGAUAAAAUUGAAGGUUUAUACGAUGAUUUCGAUGCUUUACAGAGUGAGCUGGACGAGUGUUCGGAUAUGCUUGAGGACGAGGCUCAGGGACGCGAGGCCUUUGAUUGCCAGUACUACUCUUUCGUGUCUGCCGGUCGUGCCUUGAUCCAGAGUCUUUCACUUCCUUCGCGGGACACUUCGGUUCCGCAGAAAACAAAGUGGAUGCAAUCGCAGGAGACGUUGAAGGAGGGUGCCUUGGCUGUGAUAAAGGACAAGUCCAGGAAACCAAUCAUGUGGUUGCUGGGGCGAAUUCUUCAAGUGCUUCCGGGUGAAGAUGGAGUUGCAAGGGUGGCAGACAUUCGCACCGGGAAGGUCGCAAUCAGACGAGUCUUCAACAUGAUAUAUGCCCCCCCCGCCGACUGUAAAUAUUGAAGACGACUCUUCAACGCGGGGAGUAUGUUUGAGUACGCGCGCGCCUGAUGAUCGCGUGGGGCGCGCGCGACGCAAGGGGCGGGGAGUGCCGGCGACGAUGCGAGCGCAGCGCUGACGA
This is a messenger RNA of Melitaea cinxia (Glanville fritillary), 676 nucleotides long. RefSeq lists its product as uncharacterized. The record is from RefSeq and is a predicted model, not a curated record. NCBI's taxonomy places the organism in Eukaryota, Metazoa, Arthropoda, Insecta, Lepidoptera, Nymphalidae. The transcript is spliced from 2 exons. Bases 1 to 558 code for a protein of 185 amino acids.